GUUUAUGCUUGAAGAUGAAGAGAUUAGACCAAUGUGGUUGUGUUUUUUGUUUUGGUUUUAAUUAGCUCGUUAGACACGUUGAGCUGUACCACCGGCAUCCUCACCCCAAUCAAUGGCUAGAUGCGACACCCACAGCCACCCGGCAUGUCCACGGUGCUUGACCUGUGCCCCGUCGUUCACUCACAGUAGCGUCAUGGAACAACACGUUCCCUAGCUUACAUCACAGUUUUUACCAGUCAAAACAAAAGAGGAGACGACAUGUCAUAAUUGCGUCAAAUCUUUACCCCGAUUCGUUCACACUCCAAUCCUGUGUCGCAAGGAUGCCGUAUCCAAGCCUCAACAAAUUGAGUAGCUUUUACGACCACAUUUCCCUGAACAACAUUUUAGUGAUAGACAGUCAUGGGCUGAUCAUUAUCAUGUACAUUGCUGCAAGCGCUGUGUCCUUCUACUUGGAGCCGAUCGUGGGUGUAUCAAUGUUCGUGGCUAGCAGCCUCAUCAUCUACUUGGCUCAACAUCUCGACAUAUCAAGAGUGCUCCCCUUCAUGAUGGCAAGCCUGGUUUACUUGGUCGUGUGCAAAUUCGAAGCCUUCUGCGUUAUAUUCGUCCACGCGUUGUUCUACGGCAUGAUCUUGUCGUUGCAGGUAAGAUUGCAAAAAAAAAAAAGCGUUUAUAAUAUGCUGUGGAAUAGGUGAUCGUAUUAGGAGUUGGAGCUUAGUAUCUGAGGAGGGAGUGAGUGGGUUGGGGCUAAAGGUCUGAGUGGGGACAGUGGAGUGGGGGCCCAGAAUCUUAAUGGUGACUGAAUGAGUGGGAGCUGUGGGUCUGAGGGGGGACUGAGUGGGUUGGAGCUGAAGAUCUGAGUAGAGACUGAAGGAGUGGGGACCCAGAGUCUUAAUGGGGGACAGUGAUUGGGCGUAGGGGACUGAGUGCCUGAGUGGACUCAUUGAGAAUGGGCUGAGUAAGUGGGAGCCGAGUGUCUGAGCUGGGACUGAAUGAGUGGGGGCUGUCUGUGUGACGGGUGAGAGCCUGAGUGGAGGCUGAAAAUCUGAUAAGGGACGCAGUGAGUGGGGGCCGAGAUUCUUAAUAGUGAGUGAAUGAUUGAGAGAUGAGAGUCUGAGUAGGGGCCGAAUGAAUUGGAGCUGAGAGUGAGUAGGUCCUGAGAGAGUUGGUGCUGAGAGUCUUAGUGGGGCUGAGAGUGUGUAGGUCCUGAGAGAGAUAGGUGCUGGGAGUCUUAGUGGGGCUGAGAGUGUGUAGGUCCUGAGAAUGUUGGGGGCUGGGAGUCUUAGUUGGGCUGAGAGUGUGUAGGUCCCAAGAGAGUUAGGUGCUGGGAGUCUUAGUUGGGCUGAGAGUUUUAGUUGGGCUGAGAGUGUGUAGGUCCUGAGAGAGUUUGGGUGCUGGGAGUCUUUCGGGGUGGGGGUGGUGCUGAGGGUGACUAAUGCCUGAGAGAGUUGGUUGUCUUAGUGAGGGCUGAGAGUAAGUAUGGGAUUUCUGUCUGAGUGGGGAUUUUCUGAGUGAGUGGGGGCAGAGAGUGUGAGUUGAGGCUGACAUUUAAAUUGGGAUGAGAAUCUGAGUGAGUUGUGAAUACGUUUGUUAUUAAGAGUAAUUGUUAUUUACUUGCUUACGUUUACUUUUCUAAGCCCAUUCCCUCCCCUUCAUAACAUAUUUUGUAAUUUGGUGCAGGUAAUAGAGUGUCCAGGGCCAUCAGUCGGGGCUCACGGUCAAGCUUUAGACGACUAUCUUUUGUUCACUAUACCAUUCAUCCUUGAGUAUUCCGCUGUUUAAGUCUCUGAUUUCCUGCAAGUUUAUUUACUCAAUCAUUUUUAAAUUAAUAUUUCCAGAUGAACCAUUGGCCACAAGAAACAAUAGAGCUCUGACCCCAUCAACUGCCCUCUCUUAUUACCAAAACGUUACACAUGGUGAGAUUUUUUACGAACCAAAAUCAAAUAAUGUCAUCAUGGCCUGAUUUAUGCCAAUAUAUCGGGA
This is a messenger RNA of Lymnaea stagnalis (great pond snail), 1980 nucleotides long. The record is from the annotation of a GenBank genome assembly. Lineage: Eukaryota; Metazoa; Mollusca; Gastropoda; Lymnaeidae.